Molecule: messenger RNA, 2721 nt
Organism: Cricetulus griseus (Chinese hamster)
Lineage: Eukaryota; Metazoa; Chordata; Mammalia; Rodentia; Cricetidae
Source: RefSeq, a predicted model, not a curated record
CACAUGGUGAUGAGUUUCCGAGUGUCUGAGCUCCAGGUGCUCCUUGGCUUCGCUGGCCGGAACAAGAGUGGACGGAAACACGAGCUCCUGGCCAAGGCCCUGCAUCUCCUCAAGUCCAGCUGUGCCCCCAGUGUCCAGAUGAAGAUCAAAGAACUUUACCGCAGGCGCUUUCCCAGGAAGGCCCUGGGGCCCUCUGACCUUUCCCUGCUCUCCUUACCCCCUGGCACCUCCCCUGUAGGCUCCCCUGGCCCUCCAGCUCCCAUCCCUCCCUCCCUUCUAACCCCUGGGGCCCUGCUGGGCCCUAAGCGCGAGGUGGACAUGCACCCACCUCUGCCCCAGCCAGUGCACCCUGAUGUCACCAUGAAACCGCUGCCCUUCUACGAAGUCUAUGGGGAGCUCAUCCGGCCCACCACCCUCGCAUCCACCUCCAGCCAGAGGUUUGAGGAAGCGCACUUUACCUUUGCCCUCACUCCCCAGCAGGUGCAGCAGAUUCUCACAUCCAGAGAGGUUCUGCCAGGAGCCAAGUGUGAUUAUACCAUACAAGUGCAGCUAAGGUUCUGUCUCUGUGAGACUAGCUGCCCACAGGAGGACUAUUUUCCCCCUAACCUCUUUGUCAAGGUUAAUGGGAAACUCUGCCCCCUGCCGGGUUACCUUCCCCCAACCAAGAAUGGAGCAGAGCCCAAGAGGCCCAGCCGUCCAAUCAACAUUACAUCCCUGGCUCGGCUCUCAGCCACAGUUCCCAACACCAUUGUGGUUAAUUGGUCAUCUGAGUUUGGACGGAAUUAUUCCUUGUCUGUGUACCUGGUGAGGCAGUUAACCGCAGGGACCCUUCUACAAAAACUCAGAGCGAAGGGUAUCCGGAAUCCAGACCAUUCCCGGGCACUGAUCAAGGAGAAAUUGACCGCUGACCCUGACAGUGAGGUGGCUACUACAAGUCUCCGGGUGUCACUCAUGUGCCCGCUAGGGAAGAUGCGUCUGACCGUCCCAUGCCGUGCCCUUACCUGUGCCCACCUGCAGAGCUUUGAUGCUGCCCUUUAUCUACAGAUGAAUGAGAAGAAGCCAACAUGGACAUGUCCUGUGUGUGAUAAGAAGGCUCCCUAUGAAUCUCUUAUUAUUGAUGGUUUAUUCAUGGAGAUUCUUAAUUCCUGUUCUGAUUGUGAUGAGAUCCAGUUCAUGGAAGAUGGAUCCUGGUGUCCGAUGAAACCUAAGAAGGAGGCAUCUGAGGUUUGCCCCCCGCCAGGGUAUGGGCUGGAUGGCCUGCAGUAUAGCCCAGUCCAAGAGGGAAGUCCAUCAGAGAAUAAGAAGAGAGUUGAAGUUAUUGAUUUGACAAUCGAAAGCUCAUCAGAUGAGGAAGAUUUGCCUCCAACCAAGAAGCACUGCCCUGUCACCUCGGCCACCAUUCCAGCCCUUCCUGGAGGCAAAGGUGUCCUGACAUCUGGUCACCAGCCAUCUUCGGUGCUGCGGAGCCCUGCAAUGGGCACACUGGGCAGUGAUUUUCUGUCCAGUCUCCCACUACAUGAGUUUCCACCCGCCUUCCCACUGGGGGCUGACAUCCAAGGUUUAGAUUUAUUUUCUUUCCUUCAGACUGAGAGUCAGCACUACGGUCCUUCUGUCAUCACUUCACUAGAUGAGCAGGACACCCUUGGUCACUUCUUCCAGUACCGGGGAACCCCUUCCCACUUCCUGGGCCCACUGGCUCCCACAUUGGGAAGCUCUCACCGUAGCUCCACUCCAGCGCCCCCUCCUGGCCGUGUCAGCAGCAUUGUGUCUCCUGGGAGUUCCUUGAGGGAUGGGCAUGGAGGACCCCUGCCUUCAGGUCCCUCUCUGAGUGGCCGGCGGUCAGAUGUUAUUUCCUUGGAUUGAAUUACUUGGAUUAUGUAACCUUCAUUGGCCCCCAGCACUGAGCAGAUGUGCUGUGGGUUUCCAGCCCCUGGCUAUCCUGAUCCCUCUGGGGUCCUUUGGCCAGAGGCCAGACCAGGCCUUCAUGGAUACCUGCUUUUGGCCUUAUCUCUGCCUAACAAGGCCAAUACUCAAAGGGUUAACAUUUAACCUGCUUUAAAGGGUGUUGGGGUCUGUUUUUGGAAGUGUUCUUCGAUGGUGGCACAUUCCUUUGGGUAUGGUGACCUAGGCAGUGGGAGGCAGGCAGAAGGAUGGGAGCUGAGGGAAGAGGGCGAAAAGGCACUUUCCUGGCCCCCAAGAUGCUUUCUCUUCCUAAAUCCAAACAUCUGUCCUUUUCAUGUCCAUUCCGUUCUCUUUGGCCACACAGUUCGGUGGCAGAUCUGAGACAUGAAGCUUCAAGUUGGACAGAGAACUCUAUUUUGGGCUGCAGAUUUCUUUUUUGUACAUAAAUAAGAAAACCCAAAAUUAUCCAAAGAUGACUUCCCCUGCCUUUUACUUCCCAGUAUGACUUGAGGAGGAAACAAGGCCUUAGCUGUGAUUCCCAGGGGCAUGGGAGCAGGGCUUGGCCUGCCUACUGUCUGGGUCUCUCUAUUUAUAUAUUUAAGUUCACAAUGUUUCUUAUGCUAAACAACCAAGGGCCUACACUUCUAGUGACCUGUGGUCAGGCCUAGAUCAUUCUGCACCUUUUGUGGGACAUGGGGGCUCUGUGUUCUCCUUCCCAAUACUCAGGCCCCUUUAGGGCCAAGGCCCUAUGUUGUGAUUUUAUUCCCAGAAUUGUAGCAGAGUUCUCACCUACAAUAAAGGUUGUGAAUGUUCUGUGAC